This is a messenger RNA of Daldinia vernicosa, 1657 nucleotides long. RefSeq lists its product as uncharacterized. The coding region runs from base 300 to 1574 and encodes 424 amino acids. The record is from RefSeq and is a predicted model, not a curated record. Lineage: Eukaryota; Fungi; Ascomycota; Sordariomycetes; Xylariales; Hypoxylaceae. The transcript has 4 exons.
CGAACUUCUAGUGUAGAAGCACAUGUUCAAUGGCUUUUCCAAGUCACUUUUUAUAAAAGCUAAUAUUUUGCCUUGUUCGCUAAUUUAUUAUUUAUAUCUAAACGUCGACAAUCCUCUCAAGUAUCUUUUCGAUGCAGACUUGCCAUGAAAUGAUCGAUGCGACGCAGAAGACGGGCAACCUUUGAACCUCUAAGGAAUAAUUCAACCACUUCGUCCAUCCCUCGAUAUCCCGAAAGAGAAGACUGACACCUUUCUCCCCUUCCUCGGCCGCCUAUCCCGGGCGCGCCUCGAUUACAACAAUGCCUUCCAUGUUGCGACUCCUACGAUCACGACCGAAUAUCCUAUCCCUUACCUCGAGGGCUAACCGGUCAAAUCCGCCCAGUUCUCAAAUUAUCCAUGUGCAUAGAGUCAAUAUCCGGCGAAAAUGGUUCAAGCCAAUGAAUUUUAUAGUCGCCGGGUGCAUCUAUUAUAUGUGCUACCAAGUAUAUACGUCGUCUGUUCUUAAUACCCUCGGCAGGUGGCUCGACGAUCAAGAAAAGCACCUAACCGAGGCGGAACGGCAAGAGAUGGAAGAAGCAGAGUACGAUCCUAUAUUUAUUCCGCUCCCCUUCACCAUGAGGAUGGUCCCGUCCGACCCCUACAAAGGCUCCGACCCGGAGUGGCAAGCCUUUGUCAGAGUUAGCAAGGAUAGAGAGAAAGUUAGGGGGAUUCAACGCGGCCUCGCCGAUCUUGUUCGCAAAACCGCAUCAAGACAUCCUAUGCUUCUCCGGAGGUGCGGCGGGAACAUGGAAGUAGGACGGUAUUGGCUCGACGUACAGUACCCAUCCCGACCACCGCCGACGUUCGUCCGGAAAGGAAUAUCAAUAGGUGACGACGGUACUUAUAUCGCAGAGGAAACUGUCGAUGCCGUGACUGCUAUCCGAGUGCGACGUGCUCUUUGGCCAGAUACACUUACCCUGUCAUUAUGGAGCUUCUCGGGAGCAUUAUUAAAGCAGAAUGCUUCAAAUUUUGCUAAAUUAUUUGGAUACGCGCCCGCUCACCCAGAUACCUCCUUUCAACAGGCCGUCGAGAAGCUGAAGCAGUCCACCGAAGAACCCAAUUCUAAAACUCCAAAGUCUCUUUCAUCUACAAAUACGCGGGCAACUGGUAGUUCGUCAACGGACCCGACUUCUCCUGUCGAGAAAAGAUCUGCUGAAACGACACCAGAUCACAGGCCCUCGACAACCUCUUCCGGUUCGGGGGUGAGUAGUCCGGUCCCAAUCAUCCCCAACGCCGAGCCAGGCAAACCCAAGAGCGCCAAAGACAUGUACGGUAUCAAGACUACGCAAGAACAUACCAGUGGACCAUGGCAUGCAUUUAAACAAACCUUUGUACAGACAUGGCGACCCAUCGGCGGGUUUCCUCCGCGGGGGGCGAUAUACGUGGCUGGGCUUGUAGAAAUUACAACCCAGCGUGCUUUUAUCACAAUCGACGUCACCGCGUGGUGGGACCCGAAGACGGAGGCGUUUGACAUGAAGAGCACUACUUUCCGUCUCAAAAUGAUACGUGAGAGGACGCAAAGCCCCCUAAGGUGAAAUAAGCAGCAGGUCAAACUAGGGCCGUAGAAAUCAUCACAAAUGACAUUAACAGGUAAAGUUGGCGUUUAGGGGGGGAGGGG